AUGUCUUCUGCCGAGGAUCAUAUUUCAGUCAUUGUCGAUUAUGCUGCACAAGGUCAACCUGUUGACAAUUCUGAUUCCAAUGAGCUAAAGUCGUCAAGUGUACUUGCCUAUCCUUAUCCUUUACCAGUCAGUGAGAAUAUUGCAAAAGAAUUAUUUGGAGAACUUUUUGAUGAUCCAGAUGAAAAAUUCAAUCAAGACAUUUUGUUAUGGCUUCAAAAAACCUGUUUUGUCCUGGCCGGUCUUUAUACAUCUAAUUUAAAACCGAAAGAAGAAACAUAUGACCGCUACGUUAUGCAUUUGAUUAUAAUGACAAGAUUUGUUCUUAAAAAUAGCAACAAAGCUAGAACGUCUGAUUUUAUUAAGUUCUACAAUUUACAGCCAGAAUCAAAAGAAUAUCCCCUAGGAGAAGCUGUUGGCACUUAUUAUAUUAAUUAUGUUUUCUGUUCUCUGCUCAACAUUAGCAAAGCAGAGGAUGAGAACGUACUCUUCGAGAAUUUAGUUUACUCAGCAUUUCCGUAUGGACGUAAUGUAUUGUCGCAUAAACAAAAAAACAUAGGACCCCUUCCCUCAAUCAAUCGUAGUAUUGAUUUAUCCAUGGACAAAAUGAAGAAUUUUUUACUGGAUUUUGAAGUGACAACAUAUUUCAAUGAACACUUUGAACUUAAGGGACACAAAGUCAGUAUCUGCAGUUACGAAUUUGAUCGCCAAGAGCUUAUGGUUAGUUAUAUGCAUAAUCGAGUUGCUCAGUUGUAUGGAAUAGAGAUGGCUGGAAUGGAAAUACUAAAAACAUUUACGUUCCUAAUUGACAACAAAGAAUCUAAGGAUAUCAUGCGCGAUUAUGACAUUUGGAGAGGGGCUGGUGGUUUAGAGGAAGCAGUUUUUAAACUUAAUUACGGAAGAACAAAAAGUCUUGGCUACACUUUGUUGGCUGAUAAGUUUUUCAGAUUUGAAAGAAAAAUCAACUCAUUUUGGUUCCGGUUUCAAAGAGAAACCAAUCAUAGACGGCUUUAUAAACCGGUGGAUUAUUAUUUUGUUGUUUUUUCGAUCUUUUUAGGACUUCUUACAAUAGUGCAGACGAUUUCAGGAAUAGUUUCUCUUAUUUUCCAAUUAAAAUCUUAA
This is a messenger RNA of Ambispora gerdemannii, 1119 nucleotides long. The record is from the annotation of a GenBank genome assembly. NCBI's taxonomy places the organism in Eukaryota, Fungi, Glomeromycota, Glomeromycetes, Archaeosporales, Ambisporaceae.